This is a messenger RNA of Castor canadensis (American beaver), 1680 nucleotides long. RefSeq names its product apolipoprotein B mRNA editing enzyme catalytic subunit 2 (gene Apobec2). Lineage: Eukaryota; Metazoa; Chordata; Mammalia; Rodentia; Castoridae. The record is from RefSeq and is a predicted model, not a curated record. Gene Ontology annotation, biological process: cytidine to uridine editing. Gene Ontology annotation, molecular function: RNA binding; cytidine deaminase activity. Gene Ontology annotation, cellular component: nucleus; cytoplasm.
UGAGGGGGUGCGAGCUGAAGCCUGGCCUGCCCAUCCUCUUUCCGUCAUCCCCAGCCAGACUUAGCCGCUGACAGCUGCUUGGGAUUCUGCCGCCAGUCCCUGGCCAGACCUUCACCCUCUCCUCUCUUUCAGUGACUCCUGAGCCACAGCCCCACCAUGGCCCAGAAAGAAGAGGCUGCUGCUGCUGCUGCUGCUGAGCUGGCCUCCCAGAAUGGGGAGGAUCUGGAGAACUUGGAAGACCCAGAGAAGUUGAAGGAGCUCAUUGAGCUGCCGCCCUUUGAGAUCGUCACUGGGGAGCGGCUGCCUGUCAACUUCUUUAAGUUUCAGUUCCGGAAUGUAGAAUACAGUUCUGGGAGGAACAAGACCUUCCUCUGCUAUGUAGUUGAAGCGCAGGACAAGGGAGGUCAAGUGCAGGCAUCCCGGGGAUACCUAGAAGAUGAGCAUGCCGGUGCCCACGCAGAGGAAGCCUUCUUCAACACUAUCCUGCCAGCCUUUGACCCGGCCUUGCGGUACAGUGUCACCUGGUAUGUGUCCUCCAGUCCCUGUGCAGCUUGUGCUGACCGAAUUAUCAAAACCCUUAGCAAGACCAAGAACCUGCGCCUGCUCAUUCUGGUGGGGCGCCUCUUCAUGUGGGAGGAACCAGAGAUCCAGGCAGCUCUGAAGAAGAUGAAGGAGGCUGGCUGCAAACUGCGCAUCAUGAAGCCCCAGGACUUCGAGUACAUCUGGCAGAACUUCGUGGAGCAAGAAGAGGGUGAAUCCAAGGCCUUUGAGCCCUGGGAGGACAUUCAGGAGAACUUCCUGUACUACGAGGAGAAGUUGGCAGACAUCCUGAAGUAGACAAUGGGGCCCAGCCUCAUGUCUCUGCCUGCUGCCACCAAGAGAAGCAGUGACAUGUAUGCCACUUGGGACAUGCCUAUCUUCCUAAUACUACUUGGAGCUGGACAACAUUCAACAUCAACCAAUCCUACUAGGCAAGGCCCUCAGAAGACUCAAAACACACUUCCCAUUGCUGUAAUUCAUUUAGGUUAUGUCUGUUUAACACUGCUCUUGGAAAGAGGAAACUGAUCUCCACAAGGAGAGAAAAGCAACCAUGAAUAGGCACCAAGCAUCUGGGGACUGAAAGUCUUAAUGACCUUCAGUUGCUUAAAGUAAAUGUCCUCAGAUCCAAGGUACAGAGCUUUGAAAUAUGUGCCAUAAAUGUAUUUUAUGUUAAGUUGGGCUGUUGUUGCUUUUUUUUUUAAAAAAAGAAAGAAAAACAGCAACAUUAAUAAAAAAAAUAGUGUGGCUUUUCUGUGGCCUGGUUUCUUAAGCAGCUUGGACAUCAGGAAGUGGAGAUGGUCAAGGCUAAGAAUCAAGCCCUGAUAUUACAGGAGGGAAGAUUAAAACAGGACUUGACUAGACAACAUAACAAUUAUCUCUCCCAUACAGACUUCCCGAGAUCAUCUUUUACCUUAAAAUAGUUUCUUUUGAAAGGUUGGGAUGUAGCUCAGUGGUGCAGCACUUGCCUAGAGUAUACAAGGCCCUGGGUUCAGUUCUCAGCAUUGAGAAAUAUUCAUGUGUAAUCUUCUGGAUUACACAUAAAUGAAGGCUUUUCCCAUUCUCUGAAGAUAUGACAGAAGACAGAACAGAAAGCACAGGAAAUGUUGUAAGGUAGCACAUUUCAAUUGCCAAGUAAUAAAC